This is a messenger RNA of Aedes albopictus (Asian tiger mosquito), 758 nucleotides long. RefSeq names its product TM2 domain-containing protein CG10795 (gene bisc). NCBI's taxonomy places the organism in Eukaryota, Metazoa, Arthropoda, Insecta, Diptera, Culicidae. The transcript is spliced from 2 exons. The record is from RefSeq and is a predicted model, not a curated record. Bases 111 to 665 code for a protein of 184 amino acids.
UAAUUAUAACAAAAAUAAUACUCUGUGAGUACCCAAAAACGGGCUUUUAAAGCUCUUGGAACCUUCGUAGUGCAGUGCGUUUAGUGUUAGAUCAAUACAUACCAUCUACUAUGAAGCCCCAGCUGUGGUAUGGUUCAACCGUGCUCUACCUGCUGGCAGCGAUCAUUCCCUGCAGUCUGGAAGCCGUGGAAAUCGACUGCUCGGAGCUACGGAUGGGGCAGUAUCUCUGCCCGGAUCCCAGCCUGCGCCACAUAGACCCCAAGACGCAGCAGCUGCGGGGAUGCACCAAGGAGAACAAGGCUCGCGUCUGGUGCCUGGCCGUGGAGGGAAUCACCUGCAGCGAAACGAAGAACUCCAGCUUCACCCGGGAGAUGCCCUGCAAGUGGACCAACGGGUACCACUUCGACACGGCCCUGCUUCUGUCCGUUUUCCUCGGGAUGUUCGGAGCGGACCGGUUCUACCUGGGCUACCCGGCGAUUGGGUUGCUCAAAUUCUGCACUCUGGGCUUCAUGUUCCUCGGCCAGCUGGUGGAUGUGAUUCUGAUAGCGACCCAGGUGGUCGGGCCAGCGGAUGGAUCGGCCUACGUGAUUCCCUACUACGGACCCGGAAUCACGGUCGUACGGAGCGACAACUGGACCUACCGGUUACCGCAGGACAAUUGGUGAUUGUUGGCUAAUGUUUUCAGAAAACAUGGUAAGGCAAUAAAGCAUUGACUGAGAGCAUGGGGUCUGUUAUGGCCACGAUUGCAUUAGCCUUAA